Messenger RNA from Cydia strobilella, 3588 nucleotides. RefSeq names its product monocarboxylate transporter 4-like. Gene Ontology annotation, biological process: transmembrane transport. The coding region runs from base 574 to 2451 and encodes 625 amino acids. Gene Ontology annotation, cellular component: membrane. The transcript has 12 exons. Lineage: Eukaryota; Metazoa; Arthropoda; Insecta; Lepidoptera; Tortricidae. Gene Ontology annotation, molecular function: monocarboxylic acid transmembrane transporter activity. The record is from RefSeq and is a predicted model, not a curated record.
CCGGCGUUCCGGCUCGCGCAGCUCGGGCCGUCCGGGCUACCAGUGCCGUGUCGGACGUCGGAGUUAUUGCACGUCGCGCCCGUACCGAAUCUUCCGCACUUUUACACGUUCGCGUGUAGUGACUGCCAUGUUCAGUGUGUGUUACAGUGAUGCUAUUUGAAAUUGGUAAAUACCAUGACUGCAAGAGCUCUCCGUCCAGUGUAACGUGAAGUGCAGUGCCGGGAAACCAAUAAAAGAUGCAGGACGUGACUGUGCACUUGUAAAUUGUCCGUGAUGUGAAAAACAUGAAAUUUUCGCCUUUGUUAUAAGUGUAAAACUUGAUGAUGUGGAUAAAGUUUAGGUAACGGAACAUUAGAUUUGAGUGUAUUACUUAGUAAAGGUGCAGUAGAAUGCGAGUUUCGUGCGAGUAAGGGUAGUUUGAGGAUGUGGAGCCGGAGCGUGUGACAGCACGCGCCGGGUGAGCGUCGAAUGCGGCGUGGCAGUGUAUACAGCGUCAGCGAGGGAGUGGAGCGGUGUGCCUGUGCCAGGUAGCGAGUGCGCGGGCGCGGGUGCGGGUGCAGCCAUGGCCGGCUGAUGGAGGCGGGCUGGUGGUCGCCGUCGCCGUCGGCCUCGCCGCCGCCGCCACCCCGCGCCCCGCCGCCGCGCUGCCGAUGCCGACACCCGCUUUCCACCAGCUACACCUGCCUGCCGCACUACGGUGAGACAAAUGGCUGGGCGACAGGCGUGGAGGGCGAGGAGGAGUCGACGGUGGGCGCGCUGCGCGAGCGGGAGCUGCGCUCGCUGCACCGCACCGUGCCCGCGCUGCGCCGGCGCGAGCUCGACACGCGCGCCAUCAAGCACCACUUCUACCCGGAGGGGGGUUGGGGAUGGAUCGUAUGCGGCGCCGCAUUCCUGGCGCACCUCCUAUCCACGGGGCUGCAGCUAGCGUACGGCGCGCUGCACGUUUACGCCCUCAAACAUCUCGGCCCCAACGCCGACCACGCCGUAUGGGCGGGAGCAAUAUGCGUGGGAGUAUCCCGCGCCGCAGGCGCGAUGGUGGCGGGACGUCGGCGUUCGCCACGGCUAGCCGCACUGCUGGGCGGGCUGCUGCUGCCGCUGGCCUGCUUGUUCACCUCUUUCGCGACGCAGUUGCACCAGACUAUGCUUAGCUACGGAGUGGUACUCGGGAUUGGAUGCGGACUGGUGAGGGAGGCAGCCGGCUUAGUACUCGGGGCGUACUUCCGACGGCGUCGGCAGUUCGUGGAGCUAGUGGCACAUGCCGGCGGCGGCGUCGGCAUCGCACUUUUCAGCGUCGCGUAUAAGGAGGCUGUGGGGAAACUUGGUUGGCGGCUCGGCCUGCAAGCGAUUACUGGCAUACUGGUGCUAGCGUUUUUUCUUAGUGCUGUAUACCGAAGUGCAUCUCUAUACCACCCACAACGCCGAGCUAUUUUACAUUUGAAAAACCAAAGACGAAAGGUAAAAGAAAAGAAAGGCAUGCGGAGGUCGGCGCCGCUGAUCGAUCUAAGCCCUCUUAACUCCCGGCCGGCUAAAGUUUUGUUGUUGGCGGCCGGAGUGGCCGCGUUCGGACUUUACACUCCAGUAUUUUUUUUGGCCCUGCAAGGUUUCCAUGAGGGUUUGGAGGAGAGUGCACUAGUACUGCUGCAGACGUUUCUGGGUUUCGCCGCUGUGCUGGGCUGCGCCGGCUUCGGGCUCGUGCUGGUGCGUCCGUCGGCACAGUGCCUCGUCUCCAAGCAGUACUUGUGCCAAACUGCUAUGCUGGGAAUAGGCAUAUCAAUGCUCGCUCUAAGCAGCGUCGAGGGCUACCACGGAUACGUGUUGUUCGCCUGGAUGUACGGAUUGUGUUUGGGUGGUUAUCUCUACUCUAUGAAAAUGCUUACAAUGGAGCGCGUUAGGGGACGUCACUUCGCUAAAGUUUGGGGUUUCGUCCAAGGUGCAGAAGCUCUUCCUGUGAUAGUCGGUGUGCCGGUGACGGGCUACAUCAACCAGCAGGCGCCGCGGGCCGGCUUCUACUUCUCGACGGCGGCCACCCUCGCCGGCGCCCUGCUGCUAUUCUUCGUGGGCUUCUCCAAGCGCGAGCCGGAGCCGCCGCCACCGGCGCCCGCGCCGACCGUGUCGGAGGCGUGCCCGUGCGUGACGUCGCCGCGCUGCGAGCCGGCGUGGUGCGCGUGCGGCGCGGGCGGCGCCACGGCCUACUGCGCCUGGCCCGGCCCGUCGUGCAGCGCGCGCCUGCCCAAGUCCCUCUCCUACGCCGCACCUCUAGACCGUGUUUGCUGUUCGGCCGCCGCCUAUCCCGAGUGCUGCCGCCUCGCGCCGCCGCUGCGGCCCUCGCGCAGCGUCCCGGAAGGCCUCGCCCGCCGCGGGAGCACCUGGAGCCGCGGCGGCUCCUAUCGCGCCUGUCGCUGUCGCAGGCGGGAGCACCAUCUCAUAGAGCAGAUCACUACGUCGGUAUGACCGUUCGCUCAUUGAGUGAAUGCUCGUGAAUACGAUUAGUGAGAACUUGUAAAUAUUUAUUCUUUGUAGCUAAGUCAAGCUGAUAGCGGUGAUAAAGCAAUAACGGGAUUGAUUAUAAUGUUGGAAGCAGUGCGAUUAUUAAACUUAUUUGUCGACUUUUAUGUAUUAAGUUCAACAAUGCGCAGAGGAGUAGCUUUUCAUUCCUGAUUCAAAUGAAAAAAAUGAAACAUUAACAACUUAAACUUUUGAUCAUUCUUACGCUAUACAAAAUAUUUAUAAAAUUAUUAAAAUACCUUUUACUGAGUAUUUCUUGGAGUACUUGUGGGACCUCUAUUGUUAUGUAGCUCAUACGGAAAUAAUGUAAUGAAUACUCAUGUUUCAUCGAAUUUUAAUAUUUAAUCUAUGAUAUACUACUAUCACUCGAUAUUUCGACCCUAUUUCUUUCCUGUCCCGUGUCCAUGGCUAGGUAGCGCGGAUAGAUACAGGUAAAUUAGCCAGAGUUUCAAUCAAAUUUCUCACCUUUAUUAAGUAAGUAAUAACUUGAGUUCCUUAACGAUUGUGAACACAAAAAUACAUUAUGACUGUUUUUAACCUCUACAACAGCUGCUGCAGAUAUUUCAGUGCAAUUUCAAGUUUACGCUCUUGCACUUUUCGAUAAGUUCAGUAAAUGUUAUUUUGCUUCAAUGCGUCCAACAAGCAAUAUUUUGUUAUGGUACCUACUCUAGUAUGAUCUAUGAUAGACGAUGCGAUAUAGUCGAUACACAUGUCACGGUCCUAUAUCUAUAACUAUAUCUAUAUCCUUAUUAGAAAUGGCAGUUUUAACGCUUGCUGAUUUACCUCUAGGAGUAAGCAAACGGAUAUAUCAAUAGAACGUAUAACGGGAAACGUGAACAAAGUCAAUUUUAGCAAUUUGUGAAAUAAAAUUUUAGACCCGCGGCUCGAAAUAAUGUGUUCUAGAAUAUGUUUUAGAUAUUUUUUUUCGUUAUUAUUAAUUAAAUAUUUUAUUGUUCGUUAAUCGUAAAAUGUAUUGAUCGUUUAUAAUUUGUGCUGUUACGAGGAUUGUUAUGUUUUUGUACCAAAGCGUGUUUUACAAUUUUGGUGGUGAGUAGAAAAGAUAUUAAAGAAAUUAGCAAAAUU